UUACUCAAGCUUCCGCCUACAGAGACCAUUCGACCUUUGAGUUUCUGAGUUUGACUUAUUUCACUGAGCACUAUACUAUAUUCUCCAUUACCAUCCAUUUACUGGCAAAUGCCAUAAUCUCCUUCUUUUUAGAAAAGUGAUCCUGCAAAUAAAAAAGAGAAACCCAACACUUAUGUUAAAACUACAAUGAUAACUAAUUAGAACAAAUUAAAAACAAAACAACAAUAACAAAAACCCACAACGAGCUACCACUUCACACCCGUUAGGACAGCUAUGAUAAAACCAACAACAGUAGUGGAAUUGGAUCCGUUGCCCCCGCUUGGAACGCUCGCGCGUCCACGCGGCUUUACCGGUCCUUGGCCAGUUGGUGCCCACUCGGUCUCCGCCCGCCUUGUGUCUGCCUCGCUGCGAGGUCUGCAGUAUGGCCCGCACGCAAAUCUACUGCUCAAACCAGUAUUCGAAGAGCACUAGGAGUACCGGUUCUACCACCUCAACACUGCCACACUGAGGACCAAGCCUUCAGCCUAUGAACCUUUGGGGGACAAACCACAUCCACAUCAUCACAAGCUCCAAAAAAGCCAACACUAUCCUGGUAUCUUGCAUCGAGGAGCCUUCAAGCAGGACUCUGAGGCAGCAUAUGCCCUGGUGCCCACAUUGUUCCUUCCACUGCCUGCCCUGGACCUUCCACUGCCCCUUAUGCAACAUCUGUGUGGAGGACUUUGACCACCACUGCAAGUGGGUCAAUAAUUGCAUUGGUCAUCACAACUUCCUCAUCUUCUUGCCACUGCUCGUAUCUUGCCUCUACCUGAGUGUCCUGCUGGCUACCUGCCUGAUAUUCCUCCUCACGAGACAGGGGCCCUUCUCCCUGGACAAAGCCAUGGCGUAUCCACACCGUACCAAGGGCCUGCACUGGGAAGAGCACAGGCUUGGGACUGGAGAGACCCACAGCCAAGGGGCAGGCCUCCUGCUGCCGCUCAUCCUGUUCCUGCUGAUCCAAGCUGCGUGGGUGAGCGCCGCCAGGCGCCCCUAAGAGGGCCAGGAACAAUUCCUUCAGGGGGACAACUUCUUCUACCAGGGCCGUGCCAGCAACAGGUAUUUGUCAGAAGCUGUCUGGCUGCAGAGAGAGGAAGUAACCGAGUGGGAUUCCCUGCACGCUCUGUGCUCACCAAGAUACUCCUCCCCACACCAUCCUACAGUGUUCCCUGGGCCCACAUCUCAAACUCUGGGUUUCUACACACGUGGGCAGGGCCCCCCAGGGAGUGGCAAGGCUGCAGCUUUCCAGGAGGUGAGGAGUAGCAGGUGUGCACUGGGAGAGGGGUGUCUGGGGGUUGCAUAUGUGUUGGGGCAAGCGUCUGAGGAUGGGCUGGCCCUGAAACUGAAGCAGGAUUAUGGACCUGGAGGGUGUGGGGUCCAGGUCACAGGACUUCACAGCACACCCAGGUGUCCCUGGAUAGACAGAGAGAAAAGACUGCACCGCUAACUUUUUAGUUGGCCUUGGGCCAGUCCCUUACCUUUCUGGGCCUCAGUUUCCUCAGCUAUUAAUGAGGACUGAGACCAGUCCUGUAGUGUAUCAUGUUUUAUAGGAGAAAUUUUUUUAAUGGAAAUUUUUACUUGAAGUCCCCAUGUGAAACAUACAGAGUGGAGCAUUAGGAGUGCAGUGGGGUGGGUAACCCACAAUGCCCCUUAAAGGUCCUUGUAGUGACUUGUGCUGCCAGCCCUCUCCUUUGUCCUGUCUCCAGGGACCCAGGGGCUUGACUGGGAGCUAUGGGGUGGAGGUCAGGGAGAGCCCCCAUGUAUUGACUCUGUGUUUAGCUUCCCAUCAGCCCAAUGCUGCAGCAGGAAGCCCCCAGGGGAGGCUUGGCCUCCCCUUCACCCCUUCACACCCAGCGAUGCAAGGAUGUGCACCUGAACUUCAUUUCGUGAGCCCCACAUGGAGGUCUUUUGUGCCGAACUCUCAUUCACUCCCUUUGGGAAUGCCAAGACCCCCGUGCCUGUUAAAUUCUCAUAAAUAUUUUUUGCUGUUUCCUGCA
Ictidomys tridecemlineatus (thirteen-lined ground squirrel) is the source of this 2030-nucleotide messenger RNA. The record is from RefSeq and is a predicted model, not a curated record. NCBI's taxonomy places the organism in Eukaryota, Metazoa, Chordata, Mammalia, Rodentia, Sciuridae.